GCAUUUCAUCUUUUUACCCGUUCUUUGUUUGUCUCCUUACCUUAACCUACAUAGGUAAAGGCACCUUACGUAAAAGCCGACCUGUUUCCUAAAAUUCGUUGGCCGCACAUUAAAAGUGUUUUUGUCUUUUUUUUUUCCUUUUUCUGAGCUUCUUGCGGACUCCUCCAAAGCAAUAUCCGGACCUAGUAUUUCCUUUUUUGUCGAUGCUUCCAAUUCAUGUCCAUCCGAACGAAGCGGAACAUCUUGGUCUGCUUCAACCCGGUCGGGACUCUAUACAAGCCGAGGCCCAUAUCUGCUGCAGACUACACCGCUCUGGCCCGCAAAUGUGGCAUCAGUGAUCUGGACGGGGCGAAGCUCGAACGAACCUUGGCGGAUGCAAUUAUCCAUUUUACUUUUGAUGAAACCCGCAGCGAUGCGGCUGCAGAGGGUCACCAAUUCCUGAGACCUGGAGGUUAUUCGUGGUGGAGAAAUGUUGUCAACUAUGCCGUCAAGCGUGCUCUGCUUCCCGGACAGGGCCUACCUGCUGAUCUGAUUCCCAAGAUAUUGGCGCUUGUAUCCCCCGCCGAGGGAUUCACUCUCGGCGAGCAGGACCUCCAGAAAUCCUUGUGGCGACUGAAGAGGACUUUUAACCCUAGUAAGUCGUCCGGAAGCAGCUCGUUCGUCGACAAGCUGGUCGUCGGGGUCACCGAGAACACGAGGCACCCAAGGAACCUGGAGCGCACCUCAAGGGUGCUCUCUGCCCUGGGCGUAAGUGUCGCCCCUCUCCGCUAUCAUCACUACGCGGGCCUCCACACCAAUUAUGGUGCUCAUGGCGACAUUCCCGACGAGCUGUAUCAGUGGGAGCAAAGAAAAGCAGCCCAAAGGGCUCUGGAGGACUCGGUCCGCCGCCGCAGCCUGCGUUUCGGUAGCAACUGGAGCUCCCUGAUUCGCCCAUACGAUCUUGAUUUCGUUUGCGCCACGCGCAACUUUGCCAGCGGCGACCCGACGCCGUCGCUGCAUGCUGCAGAACGUCUGACGGCAAUGAUGGUCACCAACAAGUCGCCAUGGAGACUGCCCUGGGCCGAGUCGCAGAUCAACCGCCGCGACGGAGAUUGGCUCAAGUUUUACGUGGUGAACAACAGCAACAAAGACACCCGGGAUAUCAUAGAUUCGGGCUGGACUCCGGUUCUCCUGGAGGACAAUUCGAACACAGUUCGAAGCGCUCCCGGCGUGACCCCACGGCGGCCGGAUUGGGAAUCCUUGGCAAGGCUCAGCGACGCCAAAUUGGACCCUGAGAGUCCUUCUGGCUGCAAGUUGCAGACGUACCGCGUCGGCAGCGUGGACGAACUGUCAAGAUGGCUGUCGGAGGAGAUGCGGCCGAAGAAAUUCGUCCUCGGUCGGGGCGCGGUCGAUACCAAGGGUUAUAAAGCCCUCGAAGAUGCUGACAUGGAACCCACCGUGUCAGGCUGGACGGCAGAGGAUAUCCUGAAGAAGGCGUUUGAUCAGAGGCUUAAAAGACGUACAGCCAGCCAAGCAAAACCAAGUGCAAAAGACCGAAUCAUCACACUGUUAGACUCAAUGAUGAAGCGGCGUUUCUCACCAGACAUAAGCCCCCGCACUGACGUGGUGGACGAGACGACUCCGGAUGUCCCAGCCCAGCGGGAACGACCCCAGGAGGAUGAUGUACUUCAGCGACUAGUCAAGAUAUCCAAGACGGAAAAAUCCCGAAAAUAAAAUAUGGGAGCUUAUACUGGCUCUAAAAUAUUGAGUCAGUAAAACGUGCUCAGAAUAACCGCACCUGCCAUGCGGGCGCGUUGAGGUGGCCACCACCAAAUGUAUUAUUUUUUAGACGUAUACCCCCCAAUCAGUUCACUCAAUUCUUGAGUACAUCACAAUGUACACUCUUCCAAAUUAAUCGGGGAGCAACAAUUGGCAGCUCAUAACAACCAGGGCUGGAGUGUCGCGGUUCAAUCUAUUGUCGACUUGCCAGCAGAGUCGGCAAUUCUCGACGAGAUCCAGGCGUUAUUGGUGACGUCUACAAGAACGGGGCCGGUGCUAGGUGGAGGUGCACUACUCGGUUGUUGGUAACCGUCAGUCGUAGGCCUCUGCUGUGGGGAUGUAGGAGGAAGUUGGGAUGGCGAUUCAAAGGUAUCUUGGGGACAAUCGAUAGGGCUGUUAUCGAAGGACUGGUCAGAUGGUAGGUCUGAACUGUCUACCCCCUUCCUUUUCUUGCCCUUUGGCUUGGUCCACCUGCUGCUGAUGAGGCGUUUUUGGAGGGUGCCGAUUUGGAUUUCUGCUUGGUGUUGGUGGGUUCGUGCUUCGAAGCAGGCGGUGCGGUGUCUGCGGUAUCGAACUCGACUGCUGCUUCAUAGGUUGCUUCAUUACCGGCUCGUUAGACUUGGACUUUGCUAGCAAGUCCUCCUUGAGUUGUGAAUUGGAUUUGGACGCUGACUUAGAUUUUGGCUGUGGAAUUGCUGAUGUCAUACGGAUAUGCAACCCGAUCAUACCCGCCUGAAAUUCCAGUGGUGGUGGCAGGAUUAGUGAUGCCCCAAAGCAAUACAGAAUCAUGUAGUCUCAGUGACCUUUUGAAUCUGCUGUAGCUUCAUUCCCGG
Messenger RNA from Pyricularia oryzae 70-15, 2591 nucleotides. RefSeq lists its product as uncharacterized. The record is from RefSeq and is a predicted model, not a curated record. The coding region runs from base 217 to 1713 and encodes 498 amino acids. The transcript is spliced from 3 exons. Lineage: Eukaryota; Fungi; Ascomycota; Sordariomycetes; Magnaporthales; Pyriculariaceae.